Molecule: messenger RNA, 1228 nt
Organism: Notechis scutatus (mainland tiger snake)
Lineage: Eukaryota; Metazoa; Chordata; Lepidosauria; Squamata; Elapidae
Source: RefSeq, a predicted model, not a curated record
GGAGUCUAACCAGAUGUGGGUCUGCCCAGGUGUUUCUAGAGGUCAGCCAAGGGAUGGCUGGGGCUUCUUCCUCGGGUUUAAAAGAAGGAACCUUCCCAAGCAGUGCAGAAAGAGGGCGGCCCCCUUGUUGAUGGUGCUGGGUGACAAUAAAAGGUUGGAGGAGAUGGAGCUGCAGUGCAGACCCCCCUCAUUCUCUCCUCCCUCUCCAGGCUCCCUCUCACACUCCCUGAGCUACUUCUACCUGUACCUGCCAGAGCCCAGCGGCGGGCCACCUCUGUUCUCCGUUAGGAGCUACCUGGACGACCAGCCCAUCACUCACUUUGACAGCCUCACCAGGAAGAUGGAGCCUCUGGUGCCCUGGAUGGAGGAGGUGGAGAAGGAGAUGUUUCUGGUCUCCAAGAGGGUCUUCAGGGCUGACCUGGAGAAGUUAUCCAAACUCAGCCACCAGAGUGAAGGGCUUCACACCUGGCAGGCUGUUUGGGGCUGUGAACUCAGGGAAGACAGGGGCAAAGGAGGAUAUUUCCACUAUGGCUACGAUGGGAUGGACUUCAUCAGCUUCGACAAGGAGACCCUCAGAUGGGUGACAGCUCAGUCCCAGGCCCAGAAGGUCAAGGAGGAGUGGGAGGAGGAUCCAGGGUCAUCAGAGAAAAUGAAAGAUUUGCUGGAGAACGCCUGCAUUCAGUGGCUGCAGAGAUACCUGUCCUACCAGAAGAAGGAGGCUGUGCAGAGGAUCGAGCCCCCAGUGGGGAAGGUGAAUUCCAAGGUGGUGGAUGAGAGGCUGGAGGUCCUCACCUGCCAGGCCUUUGCCUUCUACCCCAAGGAGAUCCAGGCCACCUGGACCAGGGAUGGAGAGGCCUGUGUCUACGAGACCCUCCGUAGCAAUGUGGCGCCCAACUCAGACAGGACCUAUUAUAUUCGGCUCAACAUUGAGAUCGACCCCAAGGAGAGGGACCGUUUUCGGUGUCACCUGGAGCACGAGGGUUUGCAGGAGCCCCUCGACUUGGCCUUCAAGGAGGAAACAGCUACCACAAGGUGGGCUCUUGUGGGAGUUCUGGCUGCCGUAAUCUUGGGAGCUGGGCUUCUCUUCCUGAUAGGCUGCAGAUGGUGGAGAUGCAGGAAAAAACACCUUCAGGAAGAGACAACAUUCCCUGAUGAUGUUUGUCUAGAAAGGCUCCCUUCUUGCCCAAGUGCAGAAGUUGGGAUUCAUUGCUGGUGAUGUUCCAUCCUG